Suillus discolor is the source of this 3028-nucleotide messenger RNA. RefSeq lists its product as uncharacterized. The transcript is spliced from 6 exons. The coding region runs from base 181 to 2628 and encodes 815 amino acids. The record is from RefSeq and is a predicted model, not a curated record. NCBI's taxonomy places the organism in Eukaryota, Fungi, Basidiomycota, Agaricomycetes, Boletales, Suillaceae.
AGUCAUGAAUCCAUAUCCGUGACGCAUCAGAUUCAUCAAUGGUCCACAACAUUUGCGCCACACUGGUCGACCAGAUAUAAGGCAGGCAGUUGUUUCUGUUGUCUUCUGCAUUCUUCCCCCUCAUCAAUUCUGCUCGUAACAUUCAAUCAGCGUAAUCAUUGACACUGAACGUCUAGUGCCAUGUCCCCUGCAGGCGAGACUGGCACUUUGUCUACUCCUCCACGCGCCAAUGCAUCAGCUUCAGGUGCUAGCAAAAUAGAAUCCACACCAAACAGCCGUGGGGCUUCCGUCGUCAGCGAGCACAUCGGCGUGCUCGGUGUCAAGGUCAAGAAAAUCCGCCCAUGGAUUCAACGCGAUAUUGAGCAGGUUAAGGAGUGCAAGGCAGAUGCCAUGCUGCAAGCCCUCCUGCAGCGCGCUUCUUCCGCUCCCGAGACCGAACAGCCCGAGCUUCUGCAAAAGUGCUUCAAGGCAGUUCUGCCGGUUUGCAAUGGACAGGCCUCCACUGCGUUGGUAAAGUCUUCUGACAUCGAGACAGCCCUCAGCGAAUACGUACGUCCAGGAGUAGAAAACAACUUCUACGGCCCUUUCGUAAGAGCUACUAACAAUGCUCUCGCUUGUCUUGAGGAGAUCAAGGUCGACGGGAUGCGUGUUCCUGUCCCCACAGUGGACAUGAUCUGCCAGCAGAACGAUAUGCCCAUGCACCAGAUGCACCAGACCAAGAAAUCAACUCGGAAGCCCGACCUCGUGAUUCUUCCUUUGAAUACCGCAUGCGCUUCCUUCCAGGAUGAGAAGGGCAGCACUAUGGGCAAACAAAAGGAUGACAAAAAGGACGAUGAAAAGGACGAAACGAACCAAGAAACGAACGAGAGGAACGACGGCGAGCAGCGCAAGAAGAAGCGCAAGGCUCAUAUGGACACGAAUGCAACGGCAAAGCCGCACAAUCUCCCCUGGAAAGAUGUUCUAGCUUGCAUCGAGUUCAAGAGAAAGACGAAAGGGAUUAAGGCGCCCCCCUCUUCGUAUACAUUGACAGACUAUGCCCCUACCAAGCCAGAAUAUCUGCCAGUCGAUCAUCUUAGGACUGCAGGCCCAGCUCCAGGCCCUCCUCAGACCCCAGCAACACAAACUGCGUCCGACAGUGCAUUUCGAUCCUCCGGCCUUACUGCUGACCAGCCUUCCCAAGGCGGGUCCAGUUCCAAGCGCAAGGCCGCAGACACUUUGGAAUCUACCGCGAAAAAACCUAAGAUGGACCCCAACGACAGAGACGCUGACGCGGACGCAGAUCUAGAUGUGACCGUUCAGACGGGUCUGUACGCCGCCGAAAUGUUUGCAGCGAAUCUUGCAGUCAACUAUCUGCUGAAUAUUAUUGUCGUCGACGAUAUCGCGUGGAUCUGGUAUUAUGAUCGACAAGGGAUCAUUCAAUGCUCAGGCAUCAACUUCAUCCAAGAUCUUCCGCGAUUCAUGGUGUUGUUGUAUGCUUUACAACGCUUCGAGCUUCACGAUUGGGGCCGAAACAAGGACCUCCUCGCGGUCGAAGUCGACGAGAAACUAUGCCACGAGUUCAAAAUCAAGGAUGAAAAACUUGGAGAGGUGGAUUUGCUGCUUCACACCAGUCACGACGAAAGAUGGACGCACUACGGACUGCAAGGGCGGGCGACCAAUGUGGUCCCUGUCACCAGCGAAGCGCUUACGAAGAAAUACGGUAAGUUCAAGGAUGGGAUGGUGGCCAAGAUCUUUUGGGGAGAAGCCAGUCGCACUAGCGAGCCGGAGAUCCUGAAAAAGGUUGAGGAGAUCGCUAAGAGGCACGCAACUGUCCAAGACCAUGUUCCUCAGCUGCUUUGGCACCACAGGUUCACGAAUCCCACGUCCGCAAUUCGAGAAGCGCUUGACGUUCCGGAACCCACUAAGGGCAGUCGCGUGCUCUACAUUCUUGUGUUCCGCAAGCUCUUCCCCAUCACUCAGCUUCACGGCAAAGAGCUUUUUGACGUAUGGCGUCAAUGCAUUCUAUGCCACCUUACCCUUUGGAAGGAAGGGGUCUAUCAUCGAGAUGUCAGCCCUGGAAAUCUGAUGUGGUACUGGAAAGACCGCAAGCGGAUAGGCGUUCUAAACGACUACGAUCUAUCCUCAUUGGCGGAUGACCCAGGUCCUCGGGGCAACGAACGCACCGGCACGGUGCCGUUCAUGGCGGUCGAUCUUCUCACUGAAGAGGGUCAACAAGGCAAGGUGAAACACCUAUAUCGCCAUGAUCUGGAGUCGUUUAUGUGGUGUUUCGCCUGGAUUUCCUUGCGUUACGAGAAUGGAGUCUUUCUACCACGGAGAUUGCGUCCCUUCGAUGAAUGGGCGACCUUAGAUGCUGUGGCAUGUGGCGAGAAGAAGUACGUUUUUCAGGGUCGUAGAAAGCUUCCCGCGUGCUCGCCCACAAAUCCACUUAUGUGGCGUUUCCUUGUAGCCUGUUUAAAGGUGCUUGAUGCAGAAGCCUAUAACCGACGUGCACAACAAUCAGACUCGCCAACAGAGGUUGACGAACUCACCGACACCGAGGAAUCAGUAUCAGAUAUGGAUAAUUUUCUAGCCAAAUUCACAGCUACUCAGGCCUGGGCUACGCUCAGCAGCCCUUCAGUUUCACAGUGAUUUUACACUACAUACUAAUUACGUUUGAUACCUGCCCAUCUGUUGCCCAUGUGCCCCUCGUCUCCUGUAGGUAUCCAAAUCGAGUAGACGAAUACUCAUCCUAAUGACUCUGAACUGUCUACAGGUAGGGGUCGGGUGCAUUCUGCUUUGUCAGUUGUAAUUAUGUAAGUUAUGAGUCUGAAGGAGCGUCUACACUAGUGUACAGCGGGCAUGAUUCCUUCAAGAUCAUAAACCACCGUGAUCCAAUUUUACCGAAAAUGAUCUCAGCGACACAACUGUCGCAGCUGCCUCAGGAUGUGCGGGUGAAUGUUUUGCGAUCGAUCCUUAGUUUGUUAUCGCCAUAACUGAUGUGUCACUCAGAAACUGGUUCGGACUAAGUUACCUAGCUCAACCGCCCCCC